Oreochromis niloticus (Nile tilapia) is the source of this 552-nucleotide messenger RNA. Its product is annotated as neuronal acetylcholine receptor subunit alpha-5-like. Gene Ontology annotation, biological process: monoatomic ion transport. The coding region runs from base 28 to 552 and encodes 174 amino acids. The transcript is spliced from 7 exons. NCBI's taxonomy places the organism in Eukaryota, Metazoa, Chordata, Actinopteri, Cichliformes, Cichlidae. The record is from RefSeq and is a predicted model, not a curated record. Gene Ontology annotation, molecular function: extracellular ligand-gated monoatomic ion channel activity. Gene Ontology annotation, cellular component: membrane.
GAUCCUCACUGAUCUUUCAAAGCCACAAUGAUUACAGGUUUCUUCUUCCUGCUCUUCUUCAUGGGGGGAAAUGCCUCCAGCGUAGAGCUGCAAGAUGACCGACAGACACUCAAUGAGACGAUUACCAGAGGGGGAAAUGCCUCCAGCAUAGAGACUGAAGAUGACCAACAGAUGUUCAAUGAGACCUUUACCAGAGAAAAUGAAGGGAAUAGUCAUAAAAACUGCAGCUAUGUUGACAUUAUAAACUACCUGAACCUGACCCAAGACAAGGACAAGUACAUUAUGACAAGGCCUGUGAGAAAUUACAGAGAUGUUACAAUGGUAGAACAUAUUAUGGCAGUUGAAGCCAUCUUAGAUGUGAGGAAAACUGACCAGAGCCUUGUUUCUUACAUUUGGGUUCUAUAUCAUUGGUGGAAUGAUUACAUAUAUUGGAACCCAGAUGAUUUCUGUGGACUUAAAAAUAUAACAUUUCCUACUGCAAAGUUGUGGAUGCCAGAUCUAACUAUUGAAGAAAGCUGCCAGAAGGAUGUAAAGUAUGGCAUCAACAUGUGA